CGCGCCGCCGCCACGCUCGGGCUCUGCAGCCUCCUGCUGCUGCUCGGGCCGGGGCUCGCGUGCCCCGCGGGCUGCACCUGCACCGACCCGCACACCGUGGACUGCAGCGACCGCGGGCUGCCCAGCGUGCCCGACCCCUUCCCCCUGGACGUGCGCAAGCUGCUGGUGGCCGGCAACCGCAUCCAACACAUCCCCGAGGACUUCUUCAUUUUCUACGGCGACCUGGUCUACCUGGACUUCAGGAACAACUCGCUGCGCUCGCUGGAGGAGGGCACGUUCAGCGGCUCGGCCAAGCUCGCCUUCCUCGACCUCAGCUACAACCACCUGACCCAGCUGGGCGCCGGCGCCUUCCGCUCCGCCGCGAGGCUGGUCAGGCUGAGCCUGGCCAACAACCACCUGGCGGGCGUGCACGAGGCCGCCUUCGAGACCCUGGAGUCGCUGCAGGUGCUGGAACUCAACGGCAACAACCUGCACAGCCUCAGCGUGGCCGCCCUGGCCGCGCUGCCCGCGCUGCGCGCUCUGCGCCUGGACGGGAACCCCUGGCUUUGCGACUGCGACUUCGCCCACCUCUUCUCUUGGAUCCAGGAGAACGCGUCCAAGCUGCCCAAAGGCCUUGACGAAAUCCAGUGCUCCCUGCCCAUGGAGAACAGGAGGGUGUUCCUGCACGAGCUGUCGGAGGCCAGCUUCAGCGAGUGCAGGUUCAGCCUCUCGCUCACAGACCUCUUCAUCAUCAUCUUCUCCGGCGUGGCCGUGUCCAUCGCUGCCAUCAUCUCCAGCUUCUUUCUGGCCACCGUGGUGCAGUGCUUCCAGAGGUGCACCCCCAACAAAGACCCCGAGGACGAAGACGAGGAUGAGGAUGACUGAGCCACCCCCCCCACCGUUCCUCGCUUUCCAGAACCCAAGCCAUGGGCUCCCCUCCAAGAAGAGAGGGACACGCUGAAAGGGGAAAAGAACCGACUGCCAUCAGUGCCCAGAGCACAGAGGAGUACCUGCUCCGUCCCUUGCCCCCUGGG
Ceratotherium simum simum (southern white rhinoceros) is the source of this 1013-nucleotide messenger RNA. It is a transcript of the gene LRRC38, whose product is annotated as leucine rich repeat containing 38. Gene Ontology annotation, molecular function: protein binding. The record is from RefSeq and is a predicted model, not a curated record. Lineage: Eukaryota; Metazoa; Chordata; Mammalia; Perissodactyla; Rhinocerotidae. Gene Ontology annotation, cellular component: plasma membrane.